Messenger RNA from Hippoglossus stenolepis (Pacific halibut), 4028 nucleotides. RefSeq names its product podocan (gene podn). Bases 262 to 2037 code for a protein of 591 amino acids. The transcript has 12 exons. Gene Ontology annotation, molecular function: protein binding. NCBI's taxonomy places the organism in Eukaryota, Metazoa, Chordata, Actinopteri, Pleuronectiformes, Pleuronectidae. The record is from RefSeq and is a predicted model, not a curated record.
CUUUCCUGUCUUUCUCUUGACUUUCUCUCUCCUACUCCCACUUCUUUCUCACAUCUGGAGGGUAUCUGCUGUGGCUGGGUGACUCCUUGCUCGCUGUGGGACAGCCUGUGUUUGGACUGGACGUCAGACUUGAGUGCAUUUCAGCUAACGUGCGGAAGGGCUCUUGCAGUUGGUGAGGACUGAAGCUUCAAACUCAGCAGAGACAAAGGAGCAGAGAGACGGCUUUCUUUCGUUGUUGGCCUGGAGAGCUCAGCAGUGAACAUGGCCUUUCCCAAGCCCUCCUUCCUGCGGGCCCUGAGUGUGCUGCUCUUGGCCUCGGUUUUGGUGCGAUGCCAGGCCCCUCUGGAACCAGUGGAAGAGGAAGAACCAAUAAUGGGGACUGACAUUGCAAAAGUGGCGACAAAAUCUCCGCCUGUCCAGUGUCCAUCAGACUGUAGCUGUACAUCAGAGGAGGCAGUGGACUGCGCUGGAGUCGACCUCACAGAGUUUCCAUCCGAUUUGUCAGAUAAAAUCUGCCGUCUCUUACUGCAGAACAACAAAAUCGAGCAGGUAACAGUGGAGCACGUUUCCCAUCUGUAUCAGCUUGAGACCCUCAACCUUCAGAACAACUGGCUCACUACAGAGGGCCUUGAAGAUGAAGGUUUUGAGAUGCUGGAAGAGCUAGCUUAUUUAUACUUGGCGAAUAACAAGCUUACUUCAGCACCAAAGGUCUUACCCCCCUCUUUGGUUAGUGCUGAUUUUGCUGCGAAUGAGCUUUCAAAGAUCUACCCAUAUACGUUUGGCCAUAAACCAAAACUGAGGUCUGUGUAUCUCCAUAACAACAAGCUGACUGAUGCAGGGCUUCCUGAUCACAUGUUCAAUGCUUCUGACAAUCUGGAUAUCCUAACAUUGUCAAGCAACUUCCUGCGGGUUGUACCCAAGAACCUGCCCUCCAGCCUUUAUCGUCUUCAUCUAAAGAGUAAUAAGUUGGAGAAAAUCCCAGCUGGGGCUUUUGACAACUUGAAAAACCUAAGAGAGUUGUAUCUCCAGAACAAUCUGCUCAGCAAUGAGGGCAUGGACAACGAGACUUUCAGCCAACUGAACAGCCUGGAGUGCCUGGAUUUGUCAAAUAACAAUCUGAGCGUCGUCCCCAAGGGUCUGCCUCGCAAUCUAGUGCUGCUUCACCUGGAGAAGAAUUCCAUCCGCAGCAUCCCCGGAGACGCUCUUAUCUCUGUCCGAAACCUUGAGUACUUGCUUCUCCACAAUAACAACAUCCGCUCCCGUUCCAUCCACCCAGGUGCCUUCCAGGGUUUAAAGAAGCUGCAUACUCUACACAUGUAUAACAAUUUGCUGGAGCGGGUUCCCCGGGGCUUGCCUCGACGGGCCAAGACCCUAAUGCUGCUCCACAACUCGAUUUCUGAACUUGGCCGGAAUGACCUGGCCCUGCUUUACACCCUAACGGAGCUCAAUCUUAGCUACAACAAGCUGACCAACCAAAAUGUUCACAGAGAAGCCUUCAGGAAGCUGCGCGAAUUGGAAAGACUGGACCUGUCGGGGAACAACUUUCACUCCAUGCCCCUGGGUCUUCCGCGCAGCCUGCAGGUGCUCGAAAUCAAGAACAAUCAGAUCAACUCUAUUCCGGAUGGUGCACUGACGGGCAUGGAGAAGCUACAAAAGAUCAUCCUGAGUAACAACCAGUUGAAACUGAACUCAGUCUACCAAGGAGCUUGGAUGGAGCUCAGUGCGCUCACAACAUUAGAUCUGUCUGCCAACCAGCUGUCGCACAUCCCCUCGGACCUUCCUGAGUCUCUGGAGUACCUUCACCUACAAAGUAAUCGCAUCUCCACUGUUCCUGCUUCAGCAUUCGAAGGCACUCCGAACAUCAAAGGCAUCUUCCUCCGGUUUAACCGCCUGUCUGUGAACUCUGUGGAUGAGAGCUCUUUCGCCCACCUGUCCAACUUGCAAGUGCUGGACAUUGGCACAGCAAACACUGACCUUCCCUUUAAAGGAGACGACAUGGAGGGCGAUAUGAUGAUGGAGGAGGAGCAGGAAACAUAAGAGACGCUUAAUUAAACUGGACUUGAUUGUGUGAAGGACAGAAAUAUUAUCUAAAUGGGAAUGAACCUGUGAAUGUAGUUGUCCUGGUUCAUUAUCGUAUUGUGCUGAGUGGCAGAGUCACAUGUUUCUGGUGCAGGAUACCAGAUGAAGUUACUUUAGUUUCCAUUGUAUGGGCUGGUUAGUAUAUCUUUAUAUCUGAGCUUUCAUAUUGUAUUGACUGUUGCCGUACAACAUCUUUCUAUCGUUUACAUUUUGUUAUUCUGCUUUAUUCUAAGAAAAAUCUAUUCACGAAUUUUCCUUUGAAAAUGUCUCUGUAUCAAAAUGAAAAAUUAGUUUGCACCUUUAAGCAGAUGUUUAUACUUUGUGCAUCUUAAUGCAUGCUUUCAUUUGGUUUAUGGCUGUCCCUUCUCCCUGGCUUACUCAAUUGAUUUUACUAGAAAUACUGUGAAACUAUUUGUGUUUUAACAAGAGUGGCCAGAUAAGCAGUUGGACUCCCACUGAAACCAACACACCCACAGUGGCUGUUGAAUGAAACACUGCAAGUCUCAAACAUGGCUUUAUUUCAAUUUGAAUGAGUAAUCUAUUGGUUAGUUACUUUAGAGCAGUCAAUCAAUCUCUCGAGCCAGAGGUGAUUUUAUUAUAUCAACCCUCCAAAAGUCUUAAGUAUUUAUUAUGAUAUUAAGUAGAAAAGAAAAAUAACAGAGCAAAAGAUAACAUUAAAGAACCUUUAAAGUAACAAUCCUUAAAAUUGUCAGUACAAUAAAUACUUAUAUAUACAUAUUUAUACAUUUUUAUAAAUAUUCAUUAUAUAGGCACUGUAUUCCUUAAAGGUUCAGUGUGUUGGAUUUAGUGGCAUCUAGCGGUGGUGUCACAUUUGCAUCUAGCUGAAUACCCCAGAGACUUAACCCCACUCCAAGCGUGUAGAAGAAGGAAAGUCAAAAGGAAAAAAAAAAUAUUAUGAAAGGUCCUUUGUGAAACCAGUGUCCAGUUUGUUUGUUGUGGGCUACUGUAGAAACAUGGUAGACAACUUGGAAGAUCCUCUUCCAAGUUGUCUACCAUGUUACCUGAUGUAGAUAGAAAGGUCUCAUUCUAAAGUAUGAAAAUGCAAUAAUUCUUAGUUUCAGGGAUUUUACAGACAUGAAAACAUCUGCUGAUACAUCCUCCUAAAUCCUACACACUGGACCUUUAAGUUUAAGUUGUUAUGGUUACUGGCAGUGUUCAUUUCUCAGGUGGCAUACACUGCUCAAGAGAUCACAGAGCAUGGUGCCUAGACAUCCUGAUGUGUUGCACAAUGCAGUACAACCAAGACUGUUAACUAAAACAUUGUGACAUCAUAGAUUAGCACAAAAAUGUGUUGGCCGUGCUCAGAAGCAGAUCUUUUUGCUGUUCUUCUUCUUCUUCUUCUUACAUUGUCAGUUGUGUGUCUGUUGCUCCCAGCAUCCAAUACAUGUAUCAUACAAAAAUGUACAUUCUGUUGCCCCCAGUAACUAAAUCAAACCAGGACUGAAAUCGUAAGGUUUGCAAGUUUAGCUUGACAAUUUUUACCUCAUGAAUAAUUUGAAUUAUUAAUCUAAUUAAAUUGGAUCUCUAGAAUUUCUCUUUCAAUUGACAAAUUGUAAUAAGAGUGCUGUUUCAGCACUACUUUCAAAUCAAUCCGAUGGUGUUUAGUGUGACACACAGCCAGUGAAGUAUUUGUUUUGGUACAGUAAUAUCCAUUAAAUGCAGUGAUUUACCUACAAUGUGGAGGAUGUUAGACAUAUCUUUUCAGAUUCUUUAACUUGUGAAUGACAUAUUCAAAACAUAAACCGAUUUCAGCUUCAAUGCUACUUCAGUCUGCACCAGUUUUAUAUAAGAAGAUGGAACGUAUUUAGAUAUGACAUUUAAAAUAUCACUCACUAUAUUGCUAUGAUUUCAGUGUCACUUUCACAUACAGCAGUAUUGUACUGUCACAUAUACGGUCAUCAAACACACCAAUAAAUAAUUUGAAAAGA